AAUCAAAGAAGGCUGAAAGCAGAUGAAGUAAUUUAGCAUUCAGAUACCAACGAAUUGAGAAGCGGGUUUUUUGUUGCAUCGUUCUACUUCCCAUGUGCAAUGGACUUAAAGAUUCCCGAACAAUGGCUUGAGUUUCCUGAGGAUGUGGAGAGCACGGAAAUCAUCCCGCAUCGCACAUCAAGCACGGAAGAUUUUGAAACCGACGCUGCAGACCUACCAUACGAGGACCACGAUCAGUUCGAAUUCGAUCGGGAUAUUAAUAUUCCGACAGCAGCAACAUCAGCAGCAGCCGCACAUCUUGAUAAUGACGAAAUAUUGCUCAUCGAAGUGUUAGUCCCUAUGCUCUCGAGCAGCUCAUACGAACAACGACCACUUCAAAACAGGCAUCGAAGAAACGACCGAAGGAGAAGUUCUCGCCGAUCACGUCGAUCUCGAAGUCGCCAGAGAAGACGGUCAGAGCGCAAUCGAAGAAGGCGGGAAGAGGGCGGCCCUGAUAGUGAGAUUAGCUUCCACAGACGCUCUAACCGAUUGUUUAGCCGACGUAUGCAUCCUAGAUCAGCCCGGGGCAAUAAUCCAACACCAUGACGCUUCCUCGUGAACAUUUCGUUCAAGAGAUACAAAUUUCAAGUAAGAUUACCAAAUUUUCUCCAUUAAUCAAGUAUACCGUUCUAGAGCGUAGCACGGUCUAAAAAGGAUACAUGUAUUUUUAGAAGAAAUAUAACAUUUCUCAGCGAGAAUUCCUUUCAUUCA
Molecule: messenger RNA, 750 nt
Organism: Anopheles arabiensis
Lineage: Eukaryota; Metazoa; Arthropoda; Insecta; Diptera; Culicidae
Exons: 2
Coding region: 100-585 (161 amino acids)
Source: RefSeq, a predicted model, not a curated record